Mitosporidium daphniae is the source of this 705-nucleotide messenger RNA. RefSeq lists its product as uncharacterized. The record is from RefSeq and is a predicted model, not a curated record. Gene Ontology annotation, biological process: pseudouridine synthesis. Gene Ontology annotation, molecular function: pseudouridine synthase activity; RNA binding. NCBI's taxonomy places the organism in Eukaryota, Fungi, Microsporidia. The transcript has 2 exons. Bases 1 to 705 code for a protein of 234 amino acids.
AUGAUGCGGGGAAAGCAGAUCCAAAAGGAAUACGUUGCCAAAGUAAAUGGCACAUUUGCAGGCGCUCCUGAUUUGCCUUGGAUUGACACCAUACGUGAUGACCAAGGAGUUGAAUGGAUUGCAUGCUCAGCGCCGCUUUUAAAAAUAGAACACAAACUUGGGCUUUGCGCUGUUUCUGAACAAGGAAAGGAGUCUCUGACCCUGUUAAGGCUGCAUGCUUACCAUUCUGUUAGCAACUCUUCGAUCGUCAUAUGUAAGCCAAUUACGGGGCGCACGCAUCAAAUCAGGGUACACCUUCAAUAUUUGGGAUACCCGAUCAUUGGAGACACCCUUUAUGCAGAUCCCAUGUGGCACCAAUAUGCCAAAAAUGGAUGUGUACACUUAGAUGACAUCUGGAAAAUGAGCUUUAUUUUGCAAAAUUCAAACCUUCCUAAUUACAAAGAAGACGAAUGUGCAGAGUUGGACAUCGAAGCCGAGAGGCAUUUGCAGCAGUCGAAAAAUUGUCUUCCCCAAUGGUUCGACCCAGAAUGCAUGGAUUGUAAAGCUCAAUGGGUGAGGUCUUUUCACGAUCCCGAAAUUCCCUUACAUAUUCCCAUUGGAUGCCCAGAGUCUCCUCCCCAACCUUUAUGUCUGCAUUCAUAUAAAUAUUGUACCGACAUGUGGAGCUAUUCAAUCCCUUGGCCCGGUUGGGCUAAACUUCAUUAA